AUGGCGAUCGAUCUCACCUCACCGGAACCAGAGACUUUCGAGAGGAUGGUGAUCGAUCUCACCUCACCGGAACCAGAGACUGUCAUAUCACAUGGUGAAGUUGAUCACUCCGACUUUCUGAAACACGUAAACCCUAGCAGACGCUCAGUGAGUCAAGAUCGGUGCCCCCCGCACCCCAUCGAUCUCAACCAAGCCGCUCAGCCAGCAGCCAUCCACCAGCGGCCUCCCCAGAACAGGCAGAGCCCGGGGAUCCAUGAGAUACGGGCCGCGUUCCGGGGCCCAGCAUUGGAACGUGUUGAGAGAAUAAAGUCUGCAUUCUCACGGGCAUUCUCAAGGGCUCAAACAGCCGGUUCCUCACUCCCGGACAGAGUCACAUCUUUCCUUGCUGCCGCUGCCGCUGACGCCGACCAGAAAGCACCUUUGAGGUCCACAGCUCGAAAUUCGCAUGUCAAUGAAAGAACCAGCACUUCAUCCCUACCAAAAAAGCCGUCCUGGGCUCCUUUGGCCGUCGCCAAAGACCCCGAAGCUUUCAGUGGCGAAGUGGUGAUCGAGAAAAACCGAGCUGCAGCAAAGAGACUGGCAUUGAGUAUGCACGAGGUCCCGUUGUUUCGUGAUGGGGUUUACAACUACAUAUUUUGGACAGAUGGAUCGGUCAUGAACAAUUACGAUGUAUCUUUAGCAGGCGCCGCAGCAGUGUGGCUGGACCCCGAACAUCGAAAAUGGUAUUCAGUGAAAGAGAACUCCGACGUACCUUUCAUGAAAUCUGACCAGGCAGAGUUGCUUGGAAUCGAGAUUGCCCUCUCGCAUGCCCACAAGUUCAUUGGGUUAUUCCACAAGUGUCACCCCUCCAGUCUAAAACAUCGUCACGAAGUGUUUAUUUUUACUGAUUCGAGCGGAUCACUGGAAAUGAUCAAAAAAGCGCACCUGACGCCACUUCUAAGAGAUCCGAUCAGACGCUACUUGCUCAAAAGGAUUGUCAAAGCUAGCACGGAUCUGCAACAGUUGGGCGCAGGUACACAUUUGCAUUGGGUUCCUGGCCAUAACGGAGUCUUCGGAAACCAGACUGCCGAUAAGGAAGCCAGGGAAGCUGCGCGCAGUGGGAUGCAAGGACAGCCAUCAUCCACGAGUGCCGUCUCUCAAUGGAACCCGAUACCCGAUAUGAUGGAGAGCGCUGAUCCAGUCACCAGCACACAUAUGUCGAUUCAUACUACAGCCGACCCUACCCAUGUCCCACAACACGGAUUGUUUAAUCCUGGGGAAUAUCCAUUCGGUGCCGCAUCACCAAUCAUCAUACGAUUCCCAAAGAGUGCCUGA
Penicillium verhagenii is the source of this 1314-nucleotide messenger RNA. RefSeq names its product ribonuclease H family protein. Lineage: Eukaryota; Fungi; Ascomycota; Eurotiomycetes; Eurotiales; Aspergillaceae. Bases 1 to 1314 code for a protein of 437 amino acids. Gene Ontology annotation, molecular function: RNA-DNA hybrid ribonuclease activity; nucleic acid binding. The record is from RefSeq and is a predicted model, not a curated record. The transcript has a single exon.